Molecule: messenger RNA, 609 nt
Organism: Serendipita indica DSM 11827
Lineage: Eukaryota; Fungi; Basidiomycota; Agaricomycetes; Sebacinales; Serendipitaceae
Source: the annotation of a GenBank genome assembly
AUGCUCGCUCGUAGAACAUAUAUCCUUCUAAUCUCUUCUGUGUCCAUUCUUAUCGCAUUCUUCAACAUCUUCUCAAUAGUCUUGGCCAAUCUCGCGAGUCUCCAUCAACGAGUCGCAGAAACGCACGUCCGCGUCGCAUUCUUCAAUCAUACUGCGUCUUCUGGGCGGUACAUCGAGACUAGGAGACAGCUUGGACUCACAGAGCGUCUUGUAUUCAGGGCAGAACCAGCACCAUCGACAAGUUUGUUGCUCCCUACAAUCUUCCCUGCAUCGAGCGCGACGACUAGACCAUUGCACCGACUCCUCAAAGGAAGUUAUUCAAAAAGGCUUCGGUUCCCUCUCCUCAAACGUGCCACCGAGCUCACCGUUCUGGAUGCUCAAUGUCAAGUGCCAAAAGAAGACGACGCGUGGCCGACUCUUCGACUGACACAAGACUCGUCGUGGGAGUAUUCAAACUCAAAGAAACAAAUCCUCGAAACGUUUUCAAUCUCUGCACAGCGCGAUUUUGAGGAGGACGCCGCCCUAGAGCUCGCCAGACGGCAAAAACUUGCCGCGCGCAACAGAAGAAAGAUGAAAAAGAAGAAGGUUUCACGCUCAAACACCUCAUAA